GAAUGAAGACAUGAAGAAUACCUUAAAUGCUCAUUCAAAGAUGAAGCCUUUUCUAUGCUCUUUGUGUGGAAAGAGUUACAAUCAUCCAAACAGUUUAAGAAGACAUCAGAUGAUCCACACUGGAGAGAGACCGUACAAGUGUUCACACUGCGAAAAAACAUUCAAUGACUCGGGAAGUCUGAAAGCACAUGAGAGGAUUCACACUGGAGAGAAACCAUUCACCUGUACUCAGUGUGGGAAGAGGUUCACACGAUCAUCAGACCGUAAUCGACACAUGAUGACCCACAGCUCUGCCGCCAUCAGUGAAAGACAAAGACAGAGUUUAUUGAAGGACAGUGAGAAGAUGAGUGAUCCAGAACCCUGCAGAAUUAAACAGGAAGAGACUGAAGAACUAAUAGAUGUGAAGGUGGAGAGUGAAGCACUGAGUGAAAACGAGGAGAAACAUCACGUCAAGAGUGAAGAAAAAGCUCACACAAGCACAGAGCACAGUGUUUUAUUGAACAGCACAACUGUAAACGGUUUCUUGUGCACUCGGUGUGGAAAAAUGUUUGGGCGCAAAUUUGAUCUCAAGCGCCACAUGUGGAUCCACACUGGAGAGAAACCUUACAAGUGUUCACACUGUGACAAGAGAUUCUGUAAGUUACAAGACCUGAAAAAACACAAGAAGAUUCACACUAAAGGGUUUCUCUGCAUUGCUUGUGGGAAGAGUUUCAGGGAUAUAUUUUCUUUACGAAGACACACGCACAAAUCUCUUGAGCUGAAUGAAGACACGAAGAAUCACUUUAAUGUUCAUUCAACGAUGAAACAUUUUUUAUGCUGUUUGUGUGGAAAGAGUUACAAUCAUCCACACAGUUUAAGAAGACAUCAGACGAUCCACACUGGAGAGAGACCUUACAAGUGUUCACACUGCGAAAAAACAUUCAGUGAGUCAGGAGGUCUAAAAGCACAUGAGAGAAUUCACACUGGAGAGAAACCAUUCACCUGUACUCAGUGUGGGAAGAGGUUCACACGAUCAUCAGACCGAAAUCGACACAUGAUGACCCACAGCUCUGCCGCCAUCAGUGAAAAUCAAAGACGGAGUUUAUUGAAGGACAGUGAGAAGAUGAGUGAUCCAGAACCCUGCAGAAUUAAACUGGAAAAGACUGAAGAGCAAAUAGAGGUGAAGAAGGAGAGUGAAGCACUGAGUGAUGAUGAGGAGAAACAUCAUGUCAAAAGUGAAACUGAAACUCACACAAACACUGAACAAAGUGUUUUAAUGAGCAGCACAGCUGUAAAUGCUUUCUCCUGCACACUAUGUGGAAAGAGUUUCAGCCGCAAAUACGGUCUCAUCAUUCACAUGAAGAUCCACGCUGGAGAGAAACCUUACAAGUGUUCACACUGCGACAAGAGAUUCAGAAAGUUACGAGACCUGAAAGGGCACAAGAAGAUUCAUCCCAAAGAGAAACCGUAUCACUGCAUUGCUUGUGGGAGGAGUUUCAGGGAUAUAUUUAUACUCCAAACGCAUACAAAAAAAUUUCAUGGUAAGUUGGUUAUCUAA
Messenger RNA from Danio aesculapii, 1537 nucleotides. RefSeq lists its product as uncharacterized. Gene Ontology annotation, biological process: regulation of transcription by RNA polymerase II. Gene Ontology annotation, molecular function: DNA-binding transcription activator activity, RNA polymerase II-specific; RNA polymerase II cis-regulatory region sequence-specific DNA binding. Lineage: Eukaryota; Metazoa; Chordata; Actinopteri; Cypriniformes; Danionidae. The record is from RefSeq and is a predicted model, not a curated record. Gene Ontology annotation, cellular component: nucleus.